Messenger RNA from Athene cunicularia (burrowing owl), 1631 nucleotides. RefSeq names its product transcription elongation factor A N-terminal and central domain containing (gene TCEANC). The record is from RefSeq and is a predicted model, not a curated record. The transcript is spliced from 3 exons. NCBI's taxonomy places the organism in Eukaryota, Metazoa, Chordata, Aves, Strigiformes, Strigidae. The coding region runs from base 316 to 1401 and encodes 361 amino acids. Gene Ontology annotation, biological process: DNA-templated transcription. Gene Ontology annotation, cellular component: nucleus.
GGCUGUAUCCCGGUGCAUUUUUUCAUCCCCUGGCCCUGUGUACCAGAACACAGCAACGCCCAAAACGUGCCGGCAGCCUCAGCAGCACCUCUGCCUUCACACUGAGGCUGCUCGGGAAAGCAACUGUUUCCCCGGCUGUCGGGUGCUUUCAGCCCUGCAGUGGGCCCGGGGGACAACACAGCACCUCACACUGAAAAUGCCGCCCCCACGGCCGCCUGACAACGGGACGUGGCUUCUCUGCCCAGGGGCAGCUCCCGCCCCGGGCCCCCGACAGCAACGAGCGGGGCUGCCCACGAGUGUCCCUGAGGUUUAAAAAUGUCUGACCAGAAAAGUAUUGUACAAAGAGCCCAUUGUAUUGAAAAACUACUGUCUGAGAACAAUUUCCAAGAUAUUGAGGAUCAUCUUAAAGAACUUGAAAAUGUUGAUAUGACAAUAGAAUAUCUUCAGGGGACAGAAGUUGCCAAAGCUGUAUACAGAGUACUCAAGAGCUGCCCUUCAGUAGAGUUGAAAAGGCAAGCAAAGCAGUUAUUAUCAAGGUGGAAGACACUUUACAAGCGUAACUGUGUUCAGUCAGUGCAAGUUAAAAAGCCAGCUUCUGUGUGUAUGAAAGAGGAAAUUGAACAACAUACUGUGGUUCCUAGAGAGCAGUUGCUGUCUGAAGGACCAUGUCAGCAGGAGGUAUUAGAUGCUACUGGUUCUAAAAUUUUGGUCCCAUUGCAAACUGCUAAAAAUGUGGUAUGUAACAAUGCAGAAGGCAGCAUGGAUCAGGUUUCUUCUUUUGAGAAACAACAUACCCAUAAUGAAGAUUCUAAACCUCUUGCUAAUGAAGCGAGUCUGCAGCAGCAGGAUACGAUGAGAGCUCUGAGGUGUAAAUGUACAGAUCUUCUUUAUAAAGCUUUGACUGGUUCUGCCAAAGACGAAGAAGAAACUGAUAGAUGGCUAGAGCUAUCUAAAGAAAUUGAAGAACAUAUUUUUGCUCUUCAUGCUAAAAAUGACAAAAAGUAUAAAAAUUCCAUCAGAAGCAAAAUCUCUAACCUGAAGAACCCUAAAAAUUUCCACUUAAAACAUAACCUUUUUUCAGGGACUUUGAGUCCAAAGGCUUUUGCUGAGAUGACAGUGAUGGAAAUGGCUAGUGAUGAACUGAAACAGCUCAGGGCUUUGUACACAGAAUCAUCUGUUCAGGAACAUCAGCUUCCACAAGUUAUUAAUGGCACACGGACAAACAAAAUAAAGUGUAGGCGCUGUGAAAAAUUUGACUGCACUGUCACUACAAUUGCAAGAGGAACUCUCUUUCUUCCAGGUUGGGUGCGAAACACAAAUCCAGAUGAACAAAUGUUGACUUAUGUUAUUUGUAAUGAAUGUGGAGAACAGUGGUACCACAGCAGAUGGAUUUGUUUGUAACACUGUCCCUCCCUCUUUAUUAAGUGGUUUAGAAACAUAGAUAUGAGAAGGUAUCUCAACUAUAAUUUGAAAUUUUGUAUUGCUAUUAUGUAGAUGCUGCCCCGUAGAAGUGCAAAAUCAGUUUUAAAAAUUGCUAACUUAUUUUUGAAGGUGACUUGAAUAAAUAAUGUGGGUUUUAAGUAGUGCCAUUAUGUAAAGAAAUAAAAAAAGGGGAAAAAAAUGGUAACACU